Saccharomyces cerevisiae S288C is the source of this 1773-nucleotide messenger RNA. RefSeq names its product TATA-binding protein-associated factor TAF7 (gene TAF7). Gene Ontology annotation, biological process: transcription initiation at RNA polymerase II promoter. The record is from RefSeq and is marked reviewed. Lineage: Eukaryota; Fungi; Ascomycota; Saccharomycetes; Saccharomycetales; Saccharomycetaceae. Gene Ontology annotation, cellular component: transcription factor TFIID complex; nucleus. Bases 1 to 1773 code for a protein of 590 amino acids. The transcript has a single exon.
AUGGCUGUUAUAAGAAUUAAAAAACCCAGAGGACCAGGAGAGAAGGAUCAACCAUUAGAAGGCGAGCCUAAACUAAAGAGAAUUCGCAUAAAGACAAAGGUAACUGAUGAAGAUAUCAAACCAAAGCCUAAAUUAAAGAUAAACCUAAAGAAAAAGAAAGAGAGUGCUGACGGCAAAGAGAAGAAGAAUUCAUUGAAGUUAAAGUUAAACUUGAAAAAAAAUGAAGAACCAGUUAAGAAGAUACACAAGGCGCCAAAGCUACGUCUCAAACCUAUUAGAAUUCCUGGGGAAGCGUACGACUCAGAAGCCUCUGAUAUUGAAGAUGACCCUCUCAUAGAGAGUGGUGUGAUAUUAAGGAUACUUCCAGACAUACAGUUAGAGUUUGUAAAAAAUUCGUUAGAAUCAGGUGAUUAUUCUGGGAUAAGUAUCAAGUGGAAAAACGAGAGACACGCUGUCGUAACAAUAAACGAUGUAAUGUAUGGUGCCAUUCUAGUAGAUUUGCCUACAGUUAUAGAAGUGAACAAGAGCGUCGAUAGAAAAAACCUCCUGAAGACAUUUGACGUAUCACAAAUGCUACUAUGCAUAAGACCUAUACAAGAAGAGGAAGAAGUAUAUGCCCUAGAAGCCCCUGAUACAGAAGAUCUGGUUGUUAAGCAUUUUGAAGGCAUAGAGGAUGAAAUUUGGGAGAAUAAAGAAACCUUCUUAAAAGGAUACAAUGGUGCGCCUUUAAGUGAUAUGGAGGCUAAACAUUUGAAAGAAAUAGCUUUGAAGGGCUAUGACUACAAACAUGGAAUAUCACCACCUUUGUACAAUGUUCGAAAUAGACGAUUUAGACGGAAAAUGGACCCUAAUGAAAUAGACUAUGUAGAAAAAGUGGUUGAUAUGCUUUUGAAGCAAGAUAAACAGGCAGAAGAGGUCAGCUAUGAUCUGGUUGAUAAAAGUGAACUGCAAGCGAGGCAAGAGCGUGUUUCUAGUUGGGAAAAUUUCAAAGAGGAGCCUGGAGAGCCUUUAUCUAGACCUGCUUUAAAGAAAGAAGAGAUACACACAAUUGCUUCGGCAGUAGGAAAACAAGGUGCAGAAGAAGAGGGAGAAGAAGGAAUGGAAGAAGAAGAAGAGGAGGAUCUUGACCUAGGCGCUGCUUUUGAAAGUGAAGAGGAAGGUAGCGGUGCCGAGGGAGACAAGGAGCAACAACAAGAGGAAGUCGGUGAUGAGGUGGAUCAAGACACAGGCGGAGAAGAUGAUGACGAUGAUGACGACGGUGACAUUGAAGCUGCUGGUGGGGAAAGUGAAUCUGAUGACGAAAAAGACGAAAACAGACAGCACACUGAAUUACUUGCGGACGAAUUGAACGAACUAGAGACCACCCUGGCCCAUACCAAGCAUAAAUUAAGUAAAGCCACGAAUCCUCUUUUGAAAAGCAGGUUCAUAGAUAGCAUUAAAAAGCUCGAGAAGGAGGCUGAACUAAAACGUAAGCAGUUACAACAAACCGAAGAUUCUGUCCAGAAACAACAUCAACAUCGCUCUGACGCAGAAACUGCAAAUAACGUCGAGGAAGAAGAAGAGGAAGAGGAAGAAGAAGAGGAAGAGGAUGAAGUGGACGAAGACGAGGAGGAUGACGAAGAAAACGAUGAGGACGAGGAUAAUGUGCAUGAACGGGAACACAUACAAGAGAACAAGGUGGUGCGCGAACUUGAUGAAGCCCCCGCAGAGGAAACACUCGACCAGAACGAUCUCGAUAUGAUGAUGCUAUUUGGUGCAGAGGGUGAUGAGUAA